GCGAGGUGGGAGCGCGCAGCUGAUACCAGGGGACUGGGCUGCGGCGCUUAGUCCUCUCCCGGCCGCCGUCGCCUCCGACAUAUUGCCCGCUGGAGCUGCGGCGGCGAAGCGGAGAGCGCCGGGGGGAGGAGAUGGGAGGACGAAGAGGUCCCAACAGGACAUCCUACUGUCGAAAUCCACUCUGUGAGCCAGGAUCCUCUGGGGGCUCAGGUGGGGGCCACACUUCCAGCGCAUCAGUCACCAGUGUCCGUUCCCGCACCAGGAGCAGUUCUGGGACGGGCCUCUCCAGCCCUCCACUCGCCACCCAGACGGUCGUGCCCCUGCAGCACUGCAAGAUCCCCGAGCUGCCCGUCCAGGCCAGCAUUCUGUUUGAGUUGCAGCUCUUCUUCUGCCAGCUCAUAGCCCUCUUCGUCCACUACAUCAACAUCUACAAGACAGUGUGGUGGUAUCCGCCCUCCCACCCGCCCUCCCACACCUCCCUGAAUUUCCACCUGAUCGACUUCAACUUGCUGAUGGUGACCACCAUUGUUCUGGGCCGCCGCUUCAUUGGGUCCAUCGUGAAGGAGGCUUCUCAGAGGGGGAAGGUCUCCCUCUUUCGCUCCAUCAUGCUGUUCCUCACCCGCUUCACCGUUCUCACGGCAACAGGCUGGAGUCUGUGCCGCUCCCUCAUCCACCUCUUCAGGACCUACUCCUUCCUGAACCUCCUGUUCCUCUGCUAUCCGUUUGGGAUGUACAUUCCGUUCCUGCAGCUGAACUGUGACCUCCGCAAGACAAACCUCUUCAGCCACAUGGCCUCCAUGGGUCCCCGGGAGGCGGUCAGUGGCCUGGCACGGAGCCGGGACUACCUGCUGACACUGCGGGAGACGUGGAAGCAGCACACGCGGCAGCUGUACGGCCCGGACGCCAUGCCCACCCACGCCUGUUGCCUGUCGCCCAGCCUCAUCCGCAGUGAGGUGGAGUUCCUCAAGAUGGACUUCAACUGGCGCAUGAAGGAGGUGCUGGUCAGCUCCAUGCUGAGCGCCUAUUAUGUGGCCUUUGUGCCUGUUUGGUUCGUGAAGAACACACAUUACUAUGACAAGCGCUGGUCCUGCGAGCUCUUCCUGCUGGUGUCCAUCAGCACCUCGGUGAUCCUCAUGCAGCACCUGCUGCCUGCCAGCUACUGCGACCUGCUGCAUAAGGCCGCUGCCCACCUGGGCUGCUGGCAGAAGGUGGACCCAGCACUGUGCUCCAACGUACUGCAGCACCCGUGGACUGAAGAAUGCAUGUGGCCACAGGGCGUGCUGGUGAAGCACAGCAAGAACGUCUACAAAGCAGUGGGCCACUACAAUGUGGCCAUCCCCUCCGACGUCUCCCACUUCCGGUUCCACCUUCUGUGGGAAGCAGUAGUCUUGACAGAAGGAACACCACAAACAAAGGCAGAGAGAUGGCAAGGUCCACGCCCAACCCUACGAACUCUUCCUCCCCACCCAAGUCUGCAUGGGGCCCAAGAGCUUGACCCCUUCACUGGCCUACCCAGAACCCCCUUCCAAGAGGCAGGUUUCUGGAGCCCACUUUCCAGUCCAUGCCUACUCUUUCCUGGGCAGUUCUUUUUCAGCAAACCCCUGCGGAUCCUCAACAUCCUUUUGCUGCUGGAGGGCGCUGUCAUCGUCUACCAGCUCUACUCCUUAAUGUCCUCUGAUAAGUGGCACCAGACCAUCUCACUGGCACUCAUCCUCUUCAGCAACUACUACGCCUUCUUCAAGCUGCUGCGAGACCGCCUGGUAUUGGGCAAGGCCUACUCGUACUCGGUCAACCCCCAGAGGGACCUAGACCACCGGUUCUCCUGAGCCCCAGGGCGACCCAGGGACAGCAUCCAGGCUUCAGCCAGGGGCUCCCUGGGAAGCGGCUGUGGGAGAGGGAUGGGUGAGGGGCAAAAAAAAAACAAAAAACAGACAAAAAAAAAUCCACCAGAGCUUUGUAUUUUUGUUACAUACUGUUUCUUUCUUUGAUAAUUGAUGUGAUUAUGAGGAGAAAAAAAAAGUCCUAUUUUUAUACUCCCAAUAA
Balaenoptera acutorostrata (minke whale) is the source of this 2043-nucleotide messenger RNA. It is a transcript of the gene TMEM39B, whose product is annotated as transmembrane protein 39B. The record is from RefSeq and is a predicted model, not a curated record. Gene Ontology annotation, cellular component: membrane. Lineage: Eukaryota; Metazoa; Chordata; Mammalia; Artiodactyla; Balaenopteridae. The transcript has 9 exons. The coding region runs from base 132 to 1826 and encodes 564 amino acids.